This is a messenger RNA of Monoraphidium neglectum, 513 nucleotides long. RefSeq lists its product as hypothetical. The record is from RefSeq and is a predicted model, not a curated record. NCBI's taxonomy places the organism in Eukaryota, Viridiplantae, Chlorophyta, Chlorophyceae, Sphaeropleales, Selenastraceae. The annotation marks the transcript as partial. The transcript has 6 exons.
AUGCCGCCCGACGGCGGAUUCCUCAUCGCGAACGCGGGGCGCACCGGGUUUUACAGGGUGAAUUACAGCGAGCCGCUGUGGGAGGCCUUCAUAGCUGCCGCCAGGGACGAAAACAAGAUACCAAAGAUUGACCUGGCGGGCAGCCUGGAUGACGCGUUCGCGCUCGCGCUGGACAUCCUGUCGACCGCUGGGCUGCAGAAUGCCACAUGGGCAGCCUGCGCCAAGGCGCUGCGGGGCUAUGCCUCAAACGCCGUCACGGGCCCGUUUUUGGCCAACGUCGCGGUCCCGAACCAGGCGGCCCCGGGGCUGUCGCUGGCGGUGGACCCCUCCCAGCCGGCCGAGGUGCGGCUGCUGCGGCCGGCGGUGCUGCUGGGGGCCGGCGCCCUGGGGGACACCAAGGUGGUGGAGGCGGCCGUGCAGCUGCUGGUUGGCGGCGGCGACCCCCACCCCGACGUGAGGGCGGCGGUGUACAAGCUUGCGGUGCUGUCGGGGCAGGAGGAGGCCUACGAGACA